Messenger RNA from Mytilus trossulus (common blue mussel), 1523 nucleotides. RefSeq lists its product as uncharacterized. The coding region runs from base 91 to 1260 and encodes 389 amino acids. Lineage: Eukaryota; Metazoa; Mollusca; Bivalvia; Mytilida; Mytilidae. Gene Ontology annotation, molecular function: protein binding. The record is from RefSeq and is a predicted model, not a curated record. The transcript has 3 exons. Gene Ontology annotation, cellular component: extracellular matrix.
UUAAGAACAAGUUAAUAUGGCGUCAUCAUAAUAAUGUUAUGAGGACACUUCUAGCUUUUUGUUGAUAUUUUUGGGGAUGAUUUAAGAGAUAUGGUUCUCCGAUGCAUUUUGAUACUGAUAUUUGUACCUUUUACACUUUCUAAUCCGACCGGAUGUACGUACAGUACAGACAUUCUGUUAUAUUCCUGCGACAGCCGAUUAUGGGUGUUACCUCUCGAUUAUUCCCAGUUUACGGUGCAGCCACAGAGACUUCUGAUCAAAGACAUGUCCGGAGAGCUUGCAGCAUCUGCUCCUAAUGGACCCGUGUUUAGUGGCUUCAGUGCGAUCAAUACUGCAUUAUUUGAUGUAAGAUUCCCGCCAUCUUUACACAUAAUGUGUGUCGCUAAUGGCUUUCUCAUGAUGGUAAAAGAUGCAUUUCAAGAUUUUGGAUGGGUUGAAGAACUGAUUAUACAGGAUUGUGACAUUCUUUCGCUCCCCGCGCAAGUGUUCGCACAUUUUGGUGAUCUGAAUUCUUUAAUCAUAGAAGGUGGUUCAAUGGAUGCUAUGGUCGCAGACACUUUCUAUGGAUUAAAUGUCAACAAAAUGUCGUCUGCUGUCACACCCAAAGGGGAACUUAUACUUCGGAACACUGAAAUUAUUGGCGGUGCUUUGCCAUACGGCGGUCUCUUCACUCAAAGCAAUGUAUCAACCAUAGUACUAGACAACAUACACCUGAGCUCUCUUCGUACAGAUACAUUCUAUAAUAACCUUAAACUUACCAAUUUAUCUAUAAGUUACAACGCCUUAACAAGUAUUCCAGACAAUCUGUUUAUCCAGUCACAAUCUUUACAAUACGUUCGGAUAUACGGCAUACCUUGGGCGUGUGCAUGCAGCUCUCUCGGGUUUAUACCUUAUGUCAUCAACAAUAACAUCACUUUGGAAGGAGAUAUAAUUUGUACAUCGCCUGCGAAUUAUGCAAAUCAGAGAGCAGCAGUUUAUUAUGUCACCAACUGUAUAAGUUAUGAUGUUUGUGCUGGGCAAACAGGUUUUGUAAGUGGUGGAAAAUGUAUAACUGUGUUAGAUAUCAUAAGCUAUGUAUUAUUCGUUCUCAAUACUAUCAUAGCUUGUAUAGCCUUUGGUCUCGUGUUGCAUCUUUUCCUCCGACUUAAAGAAAUUAAAGACAAAAGAAGAGGCUUUAUGCUACGGAGAAUGUUUGGUGUUGAGCAGGCCAAGACUAAAACUUUCAAUGUUGUCAAGCCACGGGACCCUUCAUUUGACUAAUGCCAGCAGGCCAAGACUAAAAUAUUCAAUGUUGUCAAGCCACGGGACCCUUCAAUUGACUAAUACCAGCAGGCCAAGACUUAAAUAUUCAAUGUUGUCAAGCCACGGGACCCUUCAUUUGACUAAUGCCAGCAGGUGAAGAUCUGACCAUUUAAAAGAGUUAAAACGAAAUACCUGUCUUUUGACAUUAAUUAUUAACAAGAAUAUCUGCAUCAAAUACUUUGGUCUGUAUACUGAAAGCGCGCAUAGAAGCUCUGCAAAUC